This is a messenger RNA of Zophobas morio, 1280 nucleotides long. RefSeq names its product death-associated inhibitor of apoptosis 1-like. Gene Ontology annotation, biological process: negative regulation of apoptotic process; regulation of cell cycle. The transcript has 2 exons. The record is from RefSeq and is a predicted model, not a curated record. Gene Ontology annotation, cellular component: nucleus; cytoplasm. The coding region runs from base 186 to 1196 and encodes 336 amino acids. Lineage: Eukaryota; Metazoa; Arthropoda; Insecta; Coleoptera; Tenebrionidae. Gene Ontology annotation, molecular function: cysteine-type endopeptidase inhibitor activity involved in apoptotic process.
ACUAGAUCGGUGUGUUCGGGAUAUCUUCGUCAGUUUCGAGUUGGUCGUUGGUGGAAGUUUACGUUUACGUUUCAGUACGUGGACUGUAGUGGUUUGUGGAGAGUGUGACAACACUGAACCGUUGAUAACUGUCAUGUUAUUUUAAGGACUCGAUUUCGAAACUCUUUAAAUUUAAUCAGGAAACUAUGGUUGACACUCUUCCCAACAGUGGACCAUUAAUAAACAUCUUUCCAAAGUAUGGCUCAAAAUGCGAAUACACGGGAAAAACUAUCACCGAACCAGAUAACGGUCACAAGACCGAAAGUUUGAGCAAACUGGACUACAGAAAGGAGGGCGAACGGUUAAAAUCGUUCAAACAUUGGAAAAGUGAGGCAGUCCGACCAGAAGAGUUAGCUAAAGCUGGAUUUUAUUUUUUGAACAACCCUGCCAAUCCAGAUCUUGUUAAGUGUGCCUUUUGUAAUGCAGAAAUCUGCAGCUGGGAAUCUGGUGAUGAUCCAAUGGACGAACAUAGAAAAUGGUCUCCGAAUUGCUCUUUUAUUAGAGAUAAACUUCAUACAGCCAUAAGUCCUUUUGAAUUUUUCAGAAGUCAAGCUUCUGGGCAAGAUGUAUGUGGCAAUGCAGAAAUUUUCAGUAAUUCGAUUCCGGAAAGCGAAACAUUCAGAUUAUUAAGUAACAUGGUUAGGAAUUACGAAGAUGAAAAAAUUCGAUUAGAAUCGUUCGUCAAGUGGCCCAAAUCUUCAAAACAGAAACCGGAAAUCUUGGCAGAAGCCGGAUUCUAUUAUCGUGGAGUUGAAGAUCAUACAAUUUGUUUCAAAUGUGGUGGAGCUUUAAGAGAUUGGAAAGAUGAUGAUGAUCCCUGGGAACAGCACGCGCUCUGGUUUCCCAAGUGCAACUUUCUUCUCCAAAGUAAGGGAUCGAAAUAUGUUGAAGAUGUGCAGCGCAAACUCAAGUCUGGUGUUCCAUGUAACAACAUAACCAAAGAAAAAGAAUGCGAGCAGAAUGUGUGUGAACAAGGUUCCAGUGCGUCUCCAGAUGACGGGAUUCUCCGUUGCAAAAUUUGCGACUCGAACGAACGAAAUGUGAUUUUUAUUCCGUGUAAACACAUUUUAGCUUGUGACGAGUGUUCAAGACAGUUUAAUAACUGCCCGGUGUGCAGGAAGCGGAUUGACGAGAGAAUGAAAGUGUUUCUGUCUUAAACUGUUAAAUUAUUGGGUUUUUCAUUUCAUUUCUAGUCAAUGUUCUUCAGACUUCAUCUUUAUUAAUAAACUUCUAUCAAUAAA